Molecule: messenger RNA, 962 nt
Organism: Saccostrea cuccullata (small rock oyster)
Lineage: Eukaryota; Metazoa; Mollusca; Bivalvia; Ostreida; Ostreidae
Product: plancitoxin-1-like
Exons: 7
Coding region: 1-834 (277 amino acids)
Biological process (GO): apoptotic DNA fragmentation
Molecular function (GO): deoxyribonuclease II activity
Source: RefSeq, a predicted model, not a curated record
AUGAUUGGUGUCUCUUUUAAAAUUGUGAAUGACCCUAAGGAAUCUACUGUACACGCUAUAUAUAACGAUCAGCCACCUGGGUCCAGUACCUGCAAAAAUUUCAAAGCAAGUGGACACCUUAAAGGAGCAAUAGCUUUCAAUAAUGAGGAAGGAUUUUGGAUAAUUUCUAGUGUUCCUAGAUUUCCAAUUCCGAAAAAGUACGAAUAUGGAGAUGGUCAACUUAAAAAUGGACAGUCCAUAAUUUGCAUUACGUUUGAAAGAAAAUAUCUUGACAAGAUAGUGGAUGCCUUCAGUAUAACUAAACCGUGUAUCUAUGAUGGGAAGAUUACAUUUGGGGUGUCAUCCGAGUCAAGUACAGACGUCCUGUUUACAUCAAAAGGAGGAACAACGUUCAGAUAUUUCGGGAAAUCAAACAAUUUUUUAGAAGAUUUGUAUCGAAAGAUCGUUGCAGAAAAGUUGAUGGACGAUCUAAAAGUGGAAACAUGGCGUUCGAAAGACUCAGAUGGUUUUUCUUCUUCAUGCGACCAGUUCAAGAUUUGGAAUGUCAAAGAAAUUAUGUUUGAUGAUAGCUAUGAAUUCAGAUCUUCUAAAGAUCAUUCAAAAUGGGCAGUGACAGAAAAUAAAAACUGGAUAUGCAUCGGGGAUUUAAACAGAGAUGACACGCAAUGUAAAAGAGGUGGUGGAACAAUGUGCCUAGAACAUAAGGAAGUUUCAGAUCAGUAUAAAAAGUUGAUUAAGUCGUUCGAAGAAUGCAGCCAGAAAAGACAAAAGCCAGUUUGCUCUUUUGACGAUAAUUUCCCGAAGAAAGUGAGAAAAGUUUGUCCAAACCCAUAAUUUUUCCGAAGAAAUCUACAAGUAUACUGAGAUUGACUUAAAAACCAACAAAAAUGUGUAAAAUGAAGAAAAUUGGAUAGACUGCUCUGCUCCAUGUUUUUAUUUUUUCAAUGAAUUUUUAGCUUGUU